GUCAAGGCUUUCGUGUGCGCGAGAUGUUGGAAGGGGCGGAGGCUGAGCACCGACUCCAGUAUAUACACGAUGAAGGUUGGGUGUUGGGGAGGUUCCCAGCGCAUGUUGCAAAGCAGCAAAUCAAGGUUGGGAAAGGCGGCUAAAGAGUAACCGAAACAACGCAUCCUUUUGGGAGGAGAACGAAGAAAGGAGGAAACGACAGAAGAUCUCGUAGGGCCGAAGAUACACUCGAAUAUACGCUAUUCUUUAGGACAACCAAGAGAAGAAAGCAGUGCUAUAAAGAUCCAAACGAAACCAAAUUUAUGGCUGGGAUUGGACAAAUUAUCACUAAGAGAGUGGUAAACUUUUCAUUAAACUGAAUGGAAUUAACCUUCCCCCUCUUCCAACUGAAAACUAAGCAAACAAACAAACAAAAAAGGCAGGCCCUGGUUUCAUCUUUAUUAUGGUGGUUUUUGUUUUUCACAUUUUGAGCCGUCGUGUAUAAAUUUCUUGGUCAGGUAUGAAACAGAUAGUUUCUUUAAUUUAUAGAAACCUUGCAAAUUAAUUGUUUUUUCUGCAAUUUAAAAGUUUUUUUUUUUUUUAUAUAUUUUGGUUUAAAUCUUUCCUCGUCAGUGUUGGGUUUUUUUUUCCUCUCUUUUUUUAAUCUGCCAUUAUUGGACUUGUUAGACAAUGCUUUACCUGAAAAAGUAUUUCACGGAGGGACUUAUUCAGUUCACAAUUUUGCUAAGCCUGAUUGGCAUAAGAGUUGAUGUGGAUACAUAUUUGAAUUCCCAGUUGCCACCACUGCGAGAAAUCAUUUUGGGACCCAGUUCUGCUUACACCCAAACCCAGUUUCACAAUCUGAGGAACACCCUGGAUGGCUAUGGCAUCCAUCCCAAGAGUGUUGAUCUAGAUUACUACUUCACAGCACGUCGGUUACUCAGUGAGGUUCGAUCAUUGGACAGGCUACAGGUGCCCAGCACAGAACUCAGUGCCUGGCUAGUACAUCGUGACCCAGAGUGCUCUGUAUCCAAUAGCCAAGUCAACCCCACCAUUACCCUGGAGAAUGCCAAUAGUCUGGAGGAGGUGGCCAACUCUGAGACCUCAACAAUGAGGAAUAAUGGAAGUUUAGAUCCAUUAUACAGUGAAGAAAUGGAUGAGAAUCGAGGAGCUGUGGCCCGAGAUGACCAUGAUGAUGACCUAACCAAAGAGGACAUAGAUUUAAUUGAUAUUUUAUGGCGGCAAGAUAUCGACUUGGGGGCAGGCCGUGAUGUGUUCGAUUAUAGCAACCGGCAAAAAGACAAUGAAGUGGAGAAGCCACAGAGUGAUGACAGAGAGUAUGGCGAGAGCUGGAGGAAUGGCCUGAACUUACGAGGAACUCCGGACUCGUUGCCUGUAGAUGGCGAGACAGGAGAGAGCAUUCCCGAGCAAGUUACUGGCCUUACGGAUCAGACUGCCUUAUCCUUACAAGAAUGUCUUCGUUUGCUAGAGGCCACAUUUCCUUUUGGUGAAGAAGCGGAGUUUUCAGGCACUGUUUGUCCUGAAUUGGAAGGCCCUUCAACGUCUUCUUCUCAGACACCACUGCUGUCCCCUCUACUGCCAUCCGCAGAUGUUCCUCUGGACCUAGAGCAACAAUGGCAGGACAUUAUGGCCCUCAUGGAGCUUCAGGAGAUGGAAGUAAAUAGCUCAUUAGACACCUCAUUUAACGGACAUUCUGGGGAAGGGCCUUCUGAUGAUUUCAAUCUGUCCAGCAACACUCCUAUAAAUGAAGAUGUAAGUCUGCACCAAGCCUCCCUUCCCAGCUGCAGCCAAGACUUUCCUGUUUUUUUCAACCCGGAGUUAGUAAACUCCUGCACCAUGGAGACUGGACCUCCUGAAACCCUUUUAAGCCUGUCUUCAAGCAAUUCCACUGAUGUCAAUGCCACCUUUGGAGCCACUAACCUCACUGACAUGUUUCUCCCUCCUCCUCUCAACGAUACUUCUAACAGCACAGCAACCCCAGACCUUGCUGACCCCAUCAGUACUUUACUGGAGGAAGCAAUGCUGGAUGAGAUUAGUUGGUUGGAUCUUGCCAUGGAAGAAGGGUUCAGUCAAGCACAGGCAUCUCAGCUGCAGGAGGAGUUGGACUCUGACUCUGGACUUUCUCUUGAUUCUGGCCACAGCCCAGCUUCUCCAAGUAGCUCGGAAACGUCAUCCUCCUCCUCCUCCUCCUCCUCUUCUUCCUCCUCCUCCUCUUCUUUCUCUGAGGAGGGUGCUGUGGGAUAUAACACUGAUUCUGAAACAGUUGAUUUUGAUGAAGGAGCUGUUGGGGGCUAUCAACCAGAGUACAGCAAGUUUUGUCGAAUGAGCUACCAAGAUCCUUCUCAGUUCCACUAUCUACCCCAGCUUGAGCAUGUCAACCAUAAUCACACUUAUAACAUACCCCCAAGCUCACCACAGGAAGAUGAACUAAACCUUACUGUUGGUGCCAGCAAGAAGUCCAAUGGUGCAAGAGAUAGGCAUCAUGAGGACUUUAUAGAUAGACAGUCUAGCCGUGAUGAGAAAAGAGCAAGGGCCAUGAAGAUCCCUUUUUCUAACGAGAAGAUCAUCAACCUUCCUGUUGAAGAAUUCAAUGAGCUCAUUUCUAAGCACCACUUGAGUGAGGCACAGUUAACUCUUAUUCGAGACAUUCGCAGACGAGGCAAGAACAAGAUGGCUGCACAGAAUUGCCGCAAGCGUAAGUUGGACACCAUUCUUAAUUUAGAGCACAGUGUUGAUGACCUGCGCAAGGACAAGUCCAGGCUUCUCAAGGAGAAAAUGGAGUUCAUCCGGUCCAUCCGACAGAUGAAGCAGAAAGUGCAGGACCUUUACCAAGAGGUGUUCAAUCGGCUGCGGGAUGAGAAUGGCAGGCCCUACCCAGCUAAUGAGUAUUCCCUGCAGUAUGGGAGUGACGGCAGUGUAAUUGUGAUGCCCAGGAACUUGGCGGUUGAACAGGGCAGGAAGCCAGAUAAGAAACACAAAGACAAGAAGAAAUGAAAUUCUGUUUGAAGAUGAUGCUUGGGACUCUUGUGGAAAAGAGAAAAUUAAAAUUCUUUUUUUCUUUUUUCCUACCAUGAAGCACAAUGGUUUGCUUUAGAAAGAAAAAAGACAAGCCCAACAAAAUGAGAUUUGAAUAGUAAAACUGAGAGCAGAGCUUACAGAAAAUUGUCUGCAUAAGUUUGUGUUAAAUCUGGCAUCUGCAGGUCAAUUUAGAAAGAGGAAGGGGGUUUUUAAUUUAAUGUUUCUGUCCUGUUCCCUCCCCCCCAAAAAAGGUGGCAAAUUCACUUUUAGGAAUGGAGGUCAACAGUGGGACUGGAUCACAAAUCUGUUUGCUUGUUUCAGUUGCUUGGGACUUAGUGGGCACAAGCCUGUCUCAUCCUGUGGAGGGUUAAAAGAGACUUCUGCUCCCUAAUAAUAGUAAUUGGGACAAAAGGUGUCUUCAUCCAUUAAAAGCCUCCCUGUGAGGUUUGUGGUUGUCCAUCUUGGAAUGUUGUGGCUUUUGGAAGAGGAAGAGCCAUGCUGUGAGGGUCAAGAAAAUGAAUGUUGGAAAGGACUCUGAGGAAGAAAGAAAUACUUUGCAUUUUAGAAAAUGUUUACCAAAGUUGUUUGCUGUCUUUUUUUUUUUUUUGUCCUUUUUCUUUGAUGGGUUUAAUUACUUGCACUUGGUAAAUGCACCUGGGCUGAGGGAAGUGUACACCUUUUCUGACUUCAUACAAAGCAGCUAGGAUUUUUCUUUAUACGGAGACUGGAGUUUAUUUGUGAAAAGGAAUGCUUGUCAUGCUUGAGGUGGCAAUAGGACAGCUGCUUAGCUUAGCCAGUGUGAGCUAGAUGGUGAGCCUUGCACGGAGAUGGUAAAUUGCAAGUAUAGACUGCUAAAGUUUCAGUGCUGAAGUUUCCAUAAUAUACAAUGUAAGAUUUAUUUGCAAAAAGAGGGAGAAGAAAUAGCCCAAGAGCUCUGCUUGCCUUCUUUAUGAGGAACGAGUUAUUGUUUAGAAAACGCUACCUAAAUUCUGCAGUUGUAAACUUAUUAGUAAAUUGACAAUAAAGCGCCAAAGGUUAGGGUUUCUCUCACCACAAUAGUAGUACAACAAUACUUUAUUGUUGGCUUUUUCACUCGCCUUAUAGUGUGCAGUAUUGAGCACCCACGAUGUGUUUUUUCAAGUACUAUAUUAAUUUAUCUAUAUACUUAAAAAUCAAGCAGAUAUACAGUGUAGCAAUCCAUUCAACUCAUAUUAUCAAUUGAGAAAAAAAAAUAUGUGUAUAGCACUCUUUGCUGGGCAUGGGCUCAUAGCACUGCAACAAGUUCACAGAUAAAGUUCAUUUGCAAACUUUACAAAUCACAAUGUACACACACACAGAUUAAAAAUAUAUAUUAUAAACACUCAUUAAACAAGGCAAUUUCAAACUGAGUUGUCUAUUGAUAUUAUCAUAGAGAAAUGUCCUGUUGACAAUGGAGGAAUUGGAAAACAAAAAGUCCAGUCAGUAGCAUUGAUUCCAUAAUACUGGUUUGCCCACAUUGUGCAGAUUGGGAGGCAGUUUUACUGGGUCAUGUGAUUUUAGUUAUGUCCAUUUAAUUCAUUUUAUUUUUGCAUAGUGCUCUUCAGUGAAUGCAGGCACAGUGACAAGUGCACACAUAGAUAAAACAUAAAACUACUUAUUACAUAAUGAAUACAUAUUUACAGACAGAGAUUUGUGUAAACAGACAGGAAAGCAAAGUAGUUUGAAGCUGAUUAACGUCAAUGGAACCCAACAGCAUUGGUCCACUAAUUAAUUGUUGAACUACAGCUAGUUGGCAGCAGAGGAGAGGAAAACAAAAACUCGGCUAGUAGCAUCCCUGGAGAAUAUACACCUCUGGGGGUCCACAGUUGGGUACAAAGCAAAGUCAUAAGAUUAAGUCAAGACACAGUCAUGGUAUUUGAUGUAGAUUUCAGUUAAAAAAUAAAAACACUGUGUGGGUUAAGAUCGUUUUUUAAUUAAGCAAGAUUAGGUGACAUGUAGGUAAUAAUACAUCACUUGGGGGGCUUCUCUCAUUAUCCAGUGCAUUUGCCAAUCUCUUAAUCAUUUUAUUUUCCUUAUAGAUUGAAUGCUUUAGGGCACUGAUGUUGUCCUUGCAGCUAUUUUCUGUGUCUGCCCUACAGAGAAGGAAACUGUAGGCUUGAGCUAGAGUUCUUGGCACUAUUUUGACCAUUAUCUUGGUCCUCUGCAAAAUGUGCAGUGCUUCAAAAUGAAGGGAGUCAUGCAACUCUGAUGUCGUUACAGGUAAAAUGAACUACCAUAACCUUUUUGACAUUUGCAUUAAUUACUUUUAUGUCGCUUUCCUUAAAAAAAAAA
Polypterus senegalus (gray bichir) is the source of this 5328-nucleotide messenger RNA. RefSeq names its product nuclear factor, erythroid 2-like 1b (gene nfe2l1b). Gene Ontology annotation, molecular function: DNA-binding transcription factor activity, RNA polymerase II-specific; RNA polymerase II cis-regulatory region sequence-specific DNA binding. Gene Ontology annotation, biological process: regulation of transcription by RNA polymerase II. Gene Ontology annotation, cellular component: nucleus. The coding region runs from base 670 to 2994 and encodes 774 amino acids. NCBI's taxonomy places the organism in Eukaryota, Metazoa, Chordata, Cladistia, Polypteriformes, Polypteridae. The transcript is spliced from 6 exons. The record is from RefSeq and is a predicted model, not a curated record.